GCUUCUGCUGCACGCAUAUCGCUGGCUCAGCCUUCCAGUGCAUGUGUAUUCCUGAUCUGUUUUACGAUUGGAUGUGUGGCUGCAAUUGACAGGACUGGUUUCUAUGGCUGGAAAAUUCCGGAGCUCAAAAAGACGCUGUCCCAUGGCGGUGUGAUCGGCAUUAUUCUGUGGACCAUUGGACUUAUUGCUAGUUCGGCUUGCAUACAAUUCGACGAAGCGCUCGCUCCAGUAGUGGAAGAAGUCGUGAUCACUCAAGACUUGCUGCUUUACUGGAGGAUUUGUUGCGCUGUAAGGGCAGUGUGCGCAAGUGCCGCUUGGCUUUUGUUGGCUCUCAGACCAGACUGUAAUGUGUUAGGAGAUACCGAUCAAAAG
Molecule: messenger RNA, 372 nt
Organism: Ostertagia ostertagi
Lineage: Eukaryota; Metazoa; Nematoda; Chromadorea; Rhabditida; Trichostrongylidae
Source: the annotation of a GenBank genome assembly